CACACGAAAUUUCGACAUUCUUGCUUAAAUUGCAUCAAUGUUUGACAUUGUCAGUGAUACUGGCAAGCAGACAUGCUUUGUUAUAACCUCUGAUUGUUAACGAUUCAUUACAAAUGAAUAAUACUAAUAAUAGCAGUGGGAUCAGGUUUAAAAAAAAAAGUUCACCACUGACAAUAUUCAAAAAUCUGUCAAUCAUACGGUGACAUUGACAGUGAACUGAGUGGUGUGGAUCAAUAGGUAAAAUCACGGUUUUAAAAGACAGAUGACACCUAAAAGUAGGCAUGGUCAUUGAUGAUAUUCUGGAGAAUCUAGGCGGGUGUGGUCGUUUCCAGACUCUGGUGUAUCUGGUCCUCAGUCUCAUCUACAUGCGGGGCGCCUGGCACGUGUUCGCCAUUGUAUACCUUGGAGAUGCUGGGGAACACUUCUGCUUGUCUCCCCUUGAUCACCAGGCGAACCAGUCCGUGGAUGGAAACAGCACAGAGUUGUGGGUGAAGGAACAAUGUGAGGUGGUUCACUACUUGAUGAAUGGCUCUUCUAACAUCACCAUGGCAACACCGUGUUCUUCAUGGUCUUUCAAGUCAAAGUUUGAAACUACAAUUGUGACAGAUUGGGACCUCGUCUGUGACCGGAAUUAUGUGGUGGAGUUGUCCAUGACAAUCUACAUGGUUGGUACUGCCGUGGGUGCCCUCACUCUUACAGCCAUGGCAGACCGCUUCGGUCGCAAACGGAUACUACUUCCCUGUCUGAUAUUACAGACUGUUGUAGGGACUGGAGUCGCUUUUGUUAACAAUGUCGUGCUUUUCACUACCCUGCGCUUCUUUGUUGGCUUUCUCAACAUGGGAAUAUCAUUGACCACUUAUGUUCUAAUAACUGAGCUGUUCCCAGCCUCCCACAGAACUCAGCCUUCAAUCGCCAUCCAGUGCUUCUGGGCUGUAGGAGUUAUGUCCCUUGCACUAUUUGGUUACUGUGUCCGAAACUGGCGCCAUCUCCAGUUGCUUAUAUCACUGCCAAAUAUCCUGGCUGUGGUUGCUCUUUGGUUUGUUCCCGAAUCACUACAUUGGCUUCUGGCAACAAACAGAACAGUGAAAGCUGUCACAGUUUUAAAAAUGGUGGCCCGUGUAAAUAAACUGUCUCGUUUUCACGAGGAUGAGUUGACAGAGGAAAACCUGUCAUCUGUUCAACAGUUACUGCGUGAUCAAGGAAACUGCGUUGAUUACGGCAUGAAACAGUUUACUCUAAACCCAGACCUUAACACCACUGAAGACUUUAAAUUAAUGAAUACAACUGAACAAACAGAUCUCUUUGAAUUGAAUGGUAUUGCUCGACAGAAUGAAGAUUUUAGGUCGGAAAAGACAAACCUGCAGACUGUACCUGUAGAAUUUAAUCACUGUAAUUCUCAUGGAAGUCGGCAGAAGGAAGAAGAUCUAAGAUCAGAAGAAGCAUCAAGACAGAAAGUACCCGAAGAAUUAAGUUGUCACUUGGACGAAACGCACCAACGUGGUGAAGACGUUUCCAUGGAAACGAGAACCAGUUCAGUAUCAUCUCAGGGUGAAGGAGAGACUGUGCAUCAUUUUCUCAGAUCUGAAAAGAGUUCAGAUGAGAAUGAUUGUAUACAAGAAUAUAAUGGCCUUAAUAACGAAGACGAAGAUGGUUGCCACCUGGUUUGCAACAAGUCCAAGUCUGUGUUUAGCCAGUUGAAGAACAAAUCCGAUGAACCGACUGUGUCGUUGGGAUCAGGUGAUGAUGUAUGUGAAGAGAAGAGAACUAAGACAUGCAGAGAUUCGACAUCGGGGACGGGUAUGGAGAAAUCGGCCUGCGGCUUGUUCAGAUCUCCCAGAAUGAGACUCUACACGAUUGUGGUGUUUUAUUUAUUCUUGGUCAACAGUCUGAGCUAUUUUGGAAUUUCCCUGAGUACGCCAAUCUUGCAUGGAAAUCCAUUUUUAAAUCUCUUCUUCAUGGGUCUCGUAGAACUUCCAGCCCAUGUUAUAUGUGUGUUUACUAUACUUUGGAGUGGACGGCGUCGGCUGAUGUGCGUGUUUCUUCUCAUCUGUGCUGUUACAAGCGGUGCUGCUGUGUUUGUUCCAGAAUAUACUGAGUCGGGUGUCAGUCUGCAGUCUCUGAAGAUAGGCCUAGUGAUGCUGGGGAAAUUUGGUAUAACCGGCUCCUACUCUACAGUCUACCUGUUCUCGGCAGAACUCUUUCCCACAGUAGUCAGAAACCAAGCAAUGGGGAUGGCGUCCUUCUUUGAAAAUCUUGGCAGUAUUUCAGCCCCAUUUAUUGUUUAUGCAGCUAAGACUCUACCCAGGCUACCGUUGUUGCUGUUUUCCGGGUUGACUUUCGUCGGUAGUGUUGUGGUCUUGCUGUUGCCGGAGACUCAUCGAAAACCAUUACCAGAAACGUUUGAUGAAGUGGAGAGUUGGCCUUCGAGAAACUCUAAACCUGAUGACAACAGAACUAGUUGACAGAGGGUUUUGUCAAGAAUUGCCAUCAAGUUGAAAGUGGAAGGAAGAUCAUAUCAAAUGAAGAAUCUCAUAUCAGUAUUUAUAUUUUUUAAAGAAAAUUAUUUGAGAGUAUGAUUAACUCUGUAUUGUAUAAUAUUAUAUGAGUGUAUUUUGAUGAUGUAUCGGGCAAUAUUACGAACUUGAAUCUCAUGAUCUCUAUAUUUUAUAACAUCAUUUAAGGAUAUUUCAGAUGAUGUGUUUUUUUUUGCAUUUUUACUAACUAGAAUAUCAUUUUCUUUAUAUUUUAUAGAAUCCUUUGAAUGUAUUAUGGAUGAUGUACUGGGCAUUACUAACUAGAAUAUCAUUUCAGUAGAGGGAGAGUGAGUGGUUAUAAUGAGAGAGAGAGAGAGCGAGAGAGCGGGG
Molecule: messenger RNA, 2864 nt
Organism: Gigantopelta aegis
Lineage: Eukaryota; Metazoa; Mollusca; Gastropoda; Neomphalida; Peltospiridae
Product: organic cation transporter protein-like
Exons: 11
Coding region: 282-2462 (726 amino acids)
Biological process (GO): transmembrane transport
Cellular component (GO): membrane
Molecular function (GO): transmembrane transporter activity
Source: RefSeq, a predicted model, not a curated record